GCACCCGUGGGAGGAGCGGGUGACAUUUCGUCUGACACGCAUUCGGCCCGCCCCCUUUACGUCUGGCGUCAUCGACGUCGAAGGGGACUGUUUGUUCUGGAUUUGGGGCGAGGAAGGUCUACGAGCGCUGACAAGCGACUGAACAAGGUGUGACACCUACCUGCCUCUCUAUGUGUUGUGGUUUCCUUGCCCUCGCAGCGUGUCGCUGACAAGCAUCCCGUGUUACCUCUGGAAACUGCCGCCUCACCGACUGAGAUAUGAUUACACUAGUGGAUUAGACCACAGCGGCACAGCAUCAACCAUAGGGUCAAAGGAGGAGUGUAAUGGCCUGAGGGGGUUCCCCCCACUGCAACCUGCCCUUGCCAGGUCCAACCCACCUAACCUUUCUGCUCGGUCACUGCAACCCACUGCUGUGAUGGGUGACGGACUGGAGGCGGGCAGCAGCCAGAACCCUCCCUCUGCCACACCCCAUCUCCCUUUCAACCCACCUCCUCCAGAAACUUGGAACCCUUCUAGACCCAAACGACAGACCAACCAGCUUCAGUACCUGCUUAAAGUGGUGUUGAAGACCUUAUGGAAACAUCAGUUUGCAUGGCCCUUCCAAGCACCUGUAGAUGCAGUGAAACUUAAUUUGCCUGACUACUACAAGAUAAUCAGGAGUCCUAUGGACAUGGGCACAAUAAGAAAACGUCUGGAGAACAACUACUACUGGAACGCCCAGGAGUGCAUCCAAGACUUCAACACAAUGUUCACAAACUGCUACAUCUACAACAAGCCUGGAGAUGAUAUUGUCCUUAUGGCCGAGGCUUUGGAAAAGCUCUUUCUGCAUAAGAUCACAGAGAUGCCGCAGGAAGAGGUAGAGAUUGCUGUGGUCAGUAAGGGACGUCGUGUGGGGAGGCGGGAGCCCUCUCUGAUGACGAUGUCUGACUCAGGCCAAGACUCAUCCUCCCCUUCUACUACCCCACAUACAAGAGGUUUCUCAUCCCCCUCAGCCACUCCACACACCCGUGGUACACCAACCCAGCCCCUAGCGCAGCCCCUAGCCCAGCCCCUAUUGCAGCCCUUAGCCCAGCCCCUAGCGCAGCCCCUAGCCCAGCCCCUAGCUCAGCCCCUAGCGCACCCCCUAGCGCACCCCCUAGCUCAGCCCCUAGCUCAGCCCCUAGCGCACCCCCUAGCACACCCCCUAGCUCAGCCCCUAGCACAGGCCAUAGUGCAGCCCCUUGCUCAGCCCUUAGCCCAGACCAUACCCCAGGCUUUAGCCCAGCCCUUAGCCCUCCCUCAAGUCCAAACACAACCCCCACGGGUGCCUCCUACACCCACAAACCAUACUUCACAUCUUGGACCCCCAUUCUCCUUCUCGACUCCAGAUGUCCUAGCCCAAGGUAUGACAUCUGUCCCUCCUCCAGUCAUGACACACGCUAGCCUCCAUCCUGCCCCGGUGCUGCAGAGCUCCCCGGCCCUCAUCAAGCAAAGGAAAAGCCAGAAGAGGAAAGCUGAUACCACCACACCUACAGCCAACGAUCAGCUAAGCGAAUCGCCUCCAGUACCUGAUGUGGCUUGGCCUCGUCGGGACAGCACUCGCCCGUUGAAGCAAGCCAAAAGAGACUCCCUGCAGCCUGACUCUCAGCAUCAUGUGGGCGGAGGCUCGGAGACAGGAGGGACGGUGACAUCGAAGCGUCAGGAGCAGUUACGUUUCUGCUCACGCCUUGUCCGAGAGAUGUUGUCUAAGAAACACGUGACCUACGCCUGGCCUUUUCACAAACCUGUUGAUGCAAAAGCUCUCUCCCUACACGACUACCAUGAGAUUAUCAAGCAUCCAAUGGAUCUCAGCACCAUCAAGAAAAAGCUGGAUAACCGGCAGUACAGAGAGGCCGAUGAGUUUGCUGCAGACGUCCGGCUGAUGUUCUCGAACUGUUACAAGUACAAUCCUCCAGACCAUGAUGUUGUAUCCAUGGCACGUAAAUUACAGGAUGUGUUUGAGAUGCGCUUCGCUAAAAUGCCCGAUAAUUCAGAAGAACCCACUCCUGUUCCCACACCAUCAUCGGCCCUCCACUCUGUACCACCCACUCGACAAGUCCCCCCUCCGUCUGCAGUAACAGAAGAGGACAGCUCAACUACCUCUGAGUCUGAGUCCUCCAGAGGAGACUCGGAGCAAGAACGGCAACACCGACUGGCUGAGCUACAGGAACAGCAUCAACCGCCUGAAUUGGCAAUCCAAAUUUGGCUGACCAAAACCAGGCUUAAAGCUGUGCAUGAGCAGCUGGCAGCCCUUUCCCAGCCACAGACCAGCAAGCCCAAGAAGAAAGAGAGAGACAAAAAGGAGAAGAAGAAAGAAAAGCAUAAAAAGAAGUUGGAAGCAGAGGAACCUACAGAAACCUCUCCACUUGCAAUGCUUCAGAUCCCUAAGAAAAGCAAGAGCAAAGAUCCUGUCAUCAUAAAGAAGGAGAAAAAAAAGCCCAGUAAGAAAGAUGAAAUCAAAAACAGCCGGCCCGCUGCCCCCGCUCCAUCAGGCCCCAUCGCUCUUCUGCCUUCCGCUUCUCUCGAAGCAGAGGAUGACAUAGAACUUGGUGUUUGCAAGCCGAUGUCGUAUGAGGAGAAGCGACAGCUGAGCCUGGACAUAAACAAAUUGCCUGGUGACAAACUAGGCCGAGUCGUGCACAUAAUCCAAACGCGUGAGCCAUCACUGAAAAACUCUAACCCAGAUGAAAUAGAGAUCGACUUUGAGACUUUGAAGCCCUCCACGCUGAGAGAGCUGGAAAAAUAUGUUUCUAGCUGCCUCAAAAAGAAGAAAAAACCAUCAGUAGAGAAGUCCCUGGAAAUGACCAAGAUAAAGACAGGAUCUUCAUCUUCAGGCAGCAGUGACUCCACUGACAGCGAAGACUCUGAGAAUGGGCUGGUUCCCAAGCAACAGAAAAAGAUGUCAUCCAACAAGGACUACAAGAGGGGGCACCACCAGCCUCCCAGCCGUGGGAUAGUUCCAGUCGCUCCCGCACCUCAUACGCAACCCCAGCUGGUCCAGUCAAAGACCCCGUUUGUAGCUGCUCCUUCUGUCCCAUCUCUGGAUUCGUCUCAGCUAAUGUCCUCAGGAUUUGAUCCUCUGGCUCACUUCAUGAAUUCUCACCUGACUGAUUCAAACGCAGAGUCCAGUCCAGCCAUUACCACCGCUGGAACUCCUUUACCCUCUGGCCUACUUAAUGCAAAUGCACCCACCAACCAGACACCAACUGACACACAUCCUUUCCUAAACCAGCAUCCAAUCGUACCGUCCCCAGCAGUCCACAAUGCUCUUCCCCAGCAACCAUCCAGACCUAGCAACCGUGCUGCACCUCUUCCACCCAAACCCCCCACAGCCCUCUCCUCGCUCCCUUCCCUGCCUCCGUCCGCCCCGACGCAACUUCAACCCACACUUCCCUUGAACCUCCCCCAGCCUGUCCCCCGCCCACGCGUCCCUUCGCCGCCAUCCCACGGCAUUCUGGGUACCCUCUCGGCUCAGCCUCCCCAAGCACUGUUGGAGGACGAUGAGGAGCCCACACCGAACAGCUCUGAAACACUGCCACUCAGUCAGGUUCACAAUCUCCUGCAGUCGCUUCAAGCAAGACCCACCAUGCAGCCGCUUCACACACACUCACCUGGGCAGGCUGCUCCCCAGCUCAUAGCGUCAAUGCACACACGGGGCAUGACACCAGCCCCUUCCACUCAGGCACAGAGACACAUCCCAGCCCAUGUGCCACAGCUGUUCCCAAAUGCUCACACAUCGGUGCCUCAGCAGCAAAAGGGUUCGGUUCUGCAGCAGAAGGUACAACAGUUACAGCAACAUCAGCACCAGCAAUCACCACAAAACACAGCAGAGGCCUUCUCAACCAAAGGCUGCAUGCGUGAAAGCCCCUCUCCGCUGAUGAUGCAUUCGCCACAAAUGCCUCAGUUUCAUCCAAUGGGACAGCAGUCACCUUUACAGACCAAGAAGCAUGAACAGACGUCCAACCUUGUUGGAGUUAAAGAGGAGAAGCUUCCACAGUCUCCAGGUCUACCUUCUUCACCCUUUAGCCCUACAAUCCAUCAAGACACAAACAAACCUGACAACAAACACAGUUUAGAGAUGAAGCCACUGGAUGGUUCUCACCCCAUUCCCCGCCUCCCAAACUCUCCAUCACCGGCCGCCUCCCAACAGGAUAACAAAAUCAAGCAACAACCCAAGACCCCCAUUGCACCCAAGAAAACACAGGAUAUGAAAUUAAAGAACAUGGGUUCCUGGGCCAGCCUGGCUCAUAGGUCCCAGUCCGCACCGACCUCAUCACUGCGCUCAUCAAGUGACAGCUUUGAGAGGUACAGACGAGUUGCCAUGGAGAAAGAGGAGAGGGAGAGGCAGCUGAAAGCCCAGGCAGAGCAAGCUAAGAGAGUACAAGAAAUGCUACGCCGUGACGACGAUGACACAGUGGAGCCCAGUCGUCGAGGGCGACAGUCACCCCUGGCUCCAACACCUCCAGGCUCUUCUCCGCCCACUCACUCCCCUCAAGCUCCUCCUGCUCCUGCGAAACAAGCCGCGCCUCCACCCCCCUCGGCCGCACAUAGCGCUCUUGACCAGCAGAGGGAGAGGGAACGCCUCCGUGAGCGUGACAGGCGCUGGAGAGAGGCGAUGGCGGACAAUAUUGACAUAAAUUUCCAGAGUGACCUGAUGGCGAUUUUUGAGGAGAGUCUUUUCUGAAAGCAAAAAGAACAUGACGGCGCGAGAGAAGGACUUAAGGUUACAACAUUUGCAAAUUCACAAGAAAACAUGCAACACAGCUCUGAGAUACAUGGUUGCCUGAGACGCAAAUCCACAUCACUGGACUUAACAGUAACUGUCCCGGUUUCUCUGCUUGUUGUGUUUGGGAACGUAGAGAAAUUGGUUUUCUCUUCUUCCUGCCUCAGAUAUGUCUCCUGCUUGAUGUUAUUGGUUACUUAUUGAUCUGCAAGGACAAUGGGAUAAAUACACACAGUCUGAAACAUUGAGAAGGAGAGAAUUAAGAUUGAUUCUCCUGCAUUAAAAAAACUGCGUUAAAUAAAAAAACUGGAGCGAUAUUGGGGGGUGGGGGGUGAGUAAGAAAUGAACAGAUUGCUUUGUUUUUACUUUUUUCCUCUCUCCAGAUCUUCAGAUUUCAGCUGGGAAGUUUGGGCUCUUGUGGUUAAGUUUGUAAGGUUUGUCAUCUAUCAUUUAGGAGUUGAUUGUUUUCUCAGGACACAAUGAGAAAAAAAACCGACACCCUCUUUUUAAGGCCUCCUGUCACUUUCCACUUUCCUCUGCAACAUUCAGGAGCAACAAUGAAGAAGCGAUAAUGUUUUAAAAGUUUUAAAGUGUGUCCCUUGCCUUAGCGGUCCAGUCUGUAAAUUAAUCACACCCCUACAAAUUAUACAUAUUAUAUAUAUAAAUAAAUACACGAAUAUAAUUAUAUAUAUAUAUAUAUAUAUAUAUAUAUAUAUAUAUAUUAUAUAUGACAAAAAGUCAGUGAAAGAAAACGAGAGGGAUAUUUGUGGAGAGCAAAGCUCGUGUCUGUGUUCAUCUCUGAGCUAUGGUUUUGAUUUUGUAGACUUUACUGUAAAGAAGAAAAAACUUUUUUAUGAUUCUAUUGAGAGGAUUGUUUUGUCUGUCUUAUUCUCACAUUUUCAGUUUGUUUGUUUGUUUUUUCUUAACUCUACGCCAAAACCUAUCCAUUGAAUGCUGAAAGUUGUUCCACAUUUUUUACAUGUAAAAUGCAUUGUCUUUUCACUUUAUAUUAAAGGCCAUGUCAUCAUUGCUAUUUAAUUUUGCCCCCACCACCUUUAAAUCUAAAGUUAUGCAACAGUCUUUCUCUCUAAUAGUUGGAAAAUCAGUUUCAAAAGAAUUUCAUGCGACUACUAGGUCCUGUCAUUUUGUAGCUAUUUGUGUUUAAUCAGUUUUAAAAAUUAAUUUUUCUCCUUCAUGUGAACAUUUUCAGUCCGUCUUUCCCAUCUUGUCUGCCAUGAUCAUCUCCAUGGCUUUGACAGUCUCUGUGAUAAAUUUCUCUUCAUUUGUUUGUCUUUUAUUGCUCUAUCUUGCAUUCAUUGUCCUUAGUGAGAGCUUUUUGGAUAUUGUGUGCCAUUUUGUUUUCCUGGAAGUGAGAGCUAUUCACAUUUUCUGUAGGUUGGCUCGGAGAUCCAAGAGUGUUUUCAGUUCUGUCAUAUUCUUUAGUUUUCUUCUUUUUGUUUUGUAUUUUCUGCAUUUUGCUUUCCUUUCCUUGCAGCUUUGAGGUUUCCCUUUUCCUCUCUGCUCCUUUUUUUUUCUUUGAUUUAUUUUACCCAGAACAUUGUGUUGGUAUGUUGGUGAGUGAGGCAUUGAGGUCAAUAGAUUCAUCUUCAUAUAAUGGAGUACAGCAUCUUUUUUUAAAAAAAGUAUUAAAAUAAUAUUUAAAAACCUUA
Molecule: messenger RNA, 6411 nt
Organism: Girardinichthys multiradiatus
Lineage: Eukaryota; Metazoa; Chordata; Actinopteri; Cyprinodontiformes; Goodeidae
Product: bromodomain-containing protein 4-like
Exons: 23
Coding region: 416-4702 (1428 amino acids)
Biological process (GO): positive regulation of transcription elongation by RNA polymerase II; chromatin remodeling
Cellular component (GO): nucleus; chromatin
Source: RefSeq, a predicted model, not a curated record